This is a messenger RNA of Paramuricea clavata, 289 nucleotides long. Lineage: Eukaryota; Metazoa; Cnidaria; Anthozoa; Malacalcyonacea; Plexauridae. The record is from the annotation of a GenBank genome assembly.
AUGGGUAAACAAAAAGGCGGUAAUUUUAAAGGUAAAAAAUAUCAACGAUCUAAACAAGACGGUGGUUUUUUGCUACCCAUACUUUUGGGUAAUGUAUUAAGACCUCAAAGACAACGUCGAGCACCCGCAAGGCACUACCCACCACCUCAAUAUUAUACACAAACGCCCAUAAGAAGAAAAAGAAAGAGAAAAACACAACAAGGUGGAAUCGUAAAAGGAGAAUGGGGCCCACACAAUUUAGGAGGUCUAGUGCAAAUUACUCCAAAAAUGAUUCAGAGAAGACAAAAAG